This is a messenger RNA of Vicia faba (fava bean), 987 nucleotides long. The record is from the annotation of a GenBank genome assembly. Lineage: Eukaryota; Viridiplantae; Streptophyta; Magnoliopsida; Fabales; Fabaceae.
AUGAAGGCAACAUUGAGAUACUUAGCAGGAAUUGCAGGGCCAAGUGGUUUUGGCUCAAACUCAACUGCUGAACAUGUUACUCAAAACUGCUCUCAGUUUCUUCCUUCCAAUCUAACUGCUCUCAUCACUGGUGGCACUUCUGGUAUUGGAGCAGAAACAGCUAGAGUGUUAGCAAAAAGAGGAGUGAGAGUUGUGAUAGGUGCAAGGGAUUUGAGGAAAGGAAGAGAAGUGAGAGAGAAUAUUCAAAAAGAGAGUCCAAAUGCUGAGGUUAUUCUGUUGGAGAUUGAUCUCAGCUCUUUUUGUUCUGUACAAAGAUUUUGUUCUGAGUUUUUAACUUUAAAUCUUCCACUUAAUAUUCUAAUAAACAAUGCUGGCAUAUUCUCUCAAGAUUUGGAGUUCUCUGAAGAAAAAAUUGAGAUGACAUUUGCUACAAAUUACUUAGGACAUUUUUUGUUAACAGAAAUCUUACUAGACAAAAUGAUUGAAACCGCGGAAAAAAUAAGUUUUGAAGGAAGAAUAAUAAACGUUUCGUCUGUCAUACAUAGCUGGGUGAAGAGAAAUGGGUUUUGUUUCACACACAUACUCAAUGGAAAAAACUAUAAUGGAACACGAGCUUAUGCUCAAUCGAAAUUGGCGAAUAUUUUGCAUGCUAAAGAAAUAGCCAGACAACUCAAGGCAAGGAAUGCAAGAGUAACUAUGAAUGCAGUUCAUCCUGGUAUUGUGAAGACAAGAAUUAUUAACAAGGGCUUAAUAACAGAUUCCUUAUUUUUCAUUGCAUCAAAGUUACUCAAAUCUACAUCUCAGGGUGCAUCAACAACAUGUUAUGUGGCUUUGAGUCCAAAAACAGAAGGAAUGAGUGGAAAAUACUUUACAGAUUGUAAUGAGACUAAGUGUUCUGGCUUAGCAAAUGAUGAAUUAGAAGCUCAGAAGUUAUGGAACAACACUCAUGCCUUGCUUCAAAAACGACUGCACGUAGCAGCAAUUUGA